ACAUUUUAUAAAUAACACGGAGGUAUAACAUAGCAAUUUACAUAGUAAAAAUACAUAGGAGCAACGGAGUCAUUAACGAGCGCAGCAUCCACUUUAUCUGAAGAGGCGUGUCUAAACAGUAUUGCAUAAAAGGUACUACAUUAGUAUAUAUUCGCAUAUCAUUACUGUUAAACCGUCUUUCCUAAAAGUUAAUCGAAGACUGGCGGGAGAUACUGUCGUUUGCUUCGCUGCCAAUGGCAGCUGAUUUUCGCUGACAGUCGCUCGACAACUCAGUACGGAGGUCGACACGCUGUUUUAAUCAUCUCGUACUCACACGCGCUCGGGAUGUGUACAGUGAUGUGAUAUCGUGCAAAGUCUCAUUUAUAAAAGAAAGAUAUUUUAGAUUAUUAUUUCACAGAAUUUCAUGCCUGACGGAUGCAGAAUCUUCAUAAAUGUCACUCAAAAGAAACUUAUAAAAUUAAAAAAUGAUGAAAAUUGAAAUUAAUGAACAUUUUAUUAGACAUGAUUAAUAAAACGUAGAUUUAUAGUUGACGAGGAAGUUUUAUUGGAAAUAGCGUUUGUGUUCGCGACUAAUUAUGAUAAAAAGGUGUUGCUCGUGCUCAUGUCUCUCCGGGUUUAGAGCCGUGUUCAGGCCCCAACAAAUCGGGCCACGACCACUAUCUACUGCCCUCGGGGAGGAUUUCGGCGUUCCAGUAUUAACAAUCCACAAUGUAGACCCUUGCAUCGAAGAAAACGGCGAAAAUCAUCGUACAUCCAGAUAUGAGCUGAUGACUCGUCAGGAUGACAGAACAAGACUCGUCGUUAGACGUGGUCAAGAAUUUUAUUUGCAUCUCAGUCUAUCUCGGGAUUAUAGUUCUUCUAUCGACGGGGUUUCUAUCGUGUUCACCCUGGACGGCGUCGAGAGACCGCAAUAUGGACACGGGACAUUGGUGGCAACCGCUUUGCUUCACCCCGGAGAGAUUUCGGAAGCCGCCUGGCAGACCACUAUAGAUGCCAGAGGACCAAAUUUCUUGAGAAUAAAGGUUGUGACAUCGGCAAACGCAAUUAUAGGUAGGUGGAAAAUGGAUAUCGAUACCAAGAACAAGGAAUCUGAAGGUGCUGUCAGUUACACGAUGGAUCAGCCAUUUUAUUUAAUCUGUAAUCCGUGGUGCAGAGACGACGUAGUAUACUUGGAUGGCGAGGCUGAACGUCAAGAGUACGUGUUGGCAGAGGAUGGUUUAAUCUGGCGCGGCAGUCACAAUCGUUUACGACCCACCGUGUGGAAGUACGCACAAUUCGAACGGGACAUCUUAGAUUGCGCCUUGCACCUGAUGAACUAUGUCGGCAAGGUCCGCGUUUCUGGCAGGAAUGACCCGGUCAUCAUAACACGCUGUUUAUCUGCUGCGGUAAACUCUCCUGAUGACAACGGGGCGGUGCUGGGAAAUUGGUCGGACGAUUACGGGGGCGGUAUACCACCUACGAGAUGGAUGGGUUCGCAGAAAAUACUUCAACAGUAUUACAAGACGAAGAAACCGGUCAAGUACGGACAGUGCUGGGUUUUCUCCGGUGUGUUGGCGACGAUUUGUCGUACUCUCGGUAUACCCUGUCGAGUGGUAACCAAUUAUUCAAGUGCGCAUGAUACUCAGGGCAGCUUGACUGUGGACUACUUCGUAAAUGCGGAAGGCAAGAUCAUGGAGGAGCUCAACAGCGAUUCCAUAUGGAAUUUCCACGUCUGGAACGAAGUAUGGAUGAAGCGACUGGAUUUGUCGCCGGAUUGUUCAGGAUGGCAGAUGAUCGAUGCUACUCCUCAAGAACUGAGUGAGGGAGCGUAUCGUUGCGGACCGGCGUCGGUGGCCGCCGUGAAGAAAGGGGAAGUUUUACGUCCUUACGACAACGCGUUCCUGUUCGCCGAGGUGAACGCCGAUAAAGUCUACUGGCGUUACAACGGGCCUACACAGCCAUUGAAAUUAGUUCGCAAGGAUAUGUACGGCAUCGGUCAAUUGAUCAGUACGAAAGCGGUUGGCAGAUGGAUAAGAGAAGACAUUACGCACACUUACAAGUAUCCAGAAAAAUCUGAUGAAGAACGUGCUGCCAUGCUGAAGGCGCUGCGCCAGAGUGAAUCUUUAUUUAGUCGUUAUUAUCUCAAUGAGGAGUUCAACGAUGUCAUGUUUACUUUCGAACUGCGCGAUGAUAUCAUAAUUGGGCAGCCAUUCAGCGUUGUAUUACUGAUAAAAAAUCGACAUUCGACAAUGGAGUACCGUGUGACCGUAAUUCUGAGAGUGGAAACUGUGUUGUACACCGGCCGAGUAGGCGAUCCGGUGAAGAGAUUGCACAUCGACAGGCUGGUGCGACCAGGAGUGCUCGAGGAAAUUCGCAUGGACGUUUCCUGGGAGGAAUAUAGCCCGAGAUUGUUAGAUCAAUGCGCUUUCAAUAUUUCCUGCUUAGCCACCGUGAAGGAUACGAACUUCGAGUACUUCGCGCAGGAUGACUUCCGUGUUAGGAAACCCGACAUUAAAAUCACGUUGCAUAACGACGCGGUUGUCGGUCAGACUCUCCAUGCUUCGGCCAAGUUCCGCAAUCCAUUGCCAAUUCCUUUGAGAAAGGGUACGUUCCUUAUCGAGGGGCCUGGUCUGAACGAACAAUUGAAGCUGAAGUUAUUGGAACCUGUCGAGGUGGAUGCAGACGCGGAAUGUAGCUUCUCCAUGAUGCCGAAGUUAGAAGGACAAGCCAGGAUAGCGGCGAAGUUUUAUUCGAGGGAAUUAGAGGAUGUCGAUGGACAUUCAAAUAAUUUUAUAGUCAAAUCGGCAAAGACAAUCAAUUCUGAGUGAUCGCGAUAUUUUCUAUGAUAUUUUAGCAAACAAUGUCGCGUGUCAUGUUCUUCAUAUUUUUAUAAUCGAUUUAUAUUGUUACGUCCAAGCCUCAGGAAUCUUCAUUUUACAAAAAUUAAAAGGAUUAAAAAGAAGGCAUAGAUGGACGUUUCAGAAACCAUACCAAUGCUCUAUCGCGCAUACCAUGACUUUAAUUCAUUUUGAUUGGAUUUCAGAACACUUGCCUAUAACCAUUUAAAACAGCGCGUUCGUCGAUCCUUAUUUGAGUCACGGAAUUUAAUCUCUAUGAUCUGGGAUUGACCCUCGUAUGAUCGUUCGGAAAAGAGGAAAUGAAAGACGAGAUUAAUAAAUUAAAUUAAAUUAUUCAAAUAAAAUUAAAUAACUAAAGGUUUAUUCUGAAAACCAUUAGUCUAUCGACAACUCGUAAUUUUCCAUGUGACAUUUUAAACUUUUGUUCAAAGAAGAUUGAAAUCGCCAUUCAAUUCGCUUGUUAUUUUUAUUGUCACGAGUUGUCUGCGUCGAUUCUGUAGUUCAUUUUGAUGAUGUUAAUAUUUCCAUAUGAAAGAAAAGAAUUAUAAAGUCUUCAGACAUAUACCUUUACAGAUUUGUAUUUAUUUUUAUUAAUAGUUACAAUACCAUAACCAAAAUUUAUUUACUACUAUCGCUGUCCAGAGAUUGACCUAUCUUUAGCUUACAAUCGUAGAAUCAUGAUAAAAAAUUAGUAAUACAUAGAUCCAGGGAGAGGUGGGAGGCUUCAAAAGAGGUGUUAUCCCUUAUAAUUGGCCAGAAAAGAGUAAAUAUAAUACAAUAAUAAUUUUUCGAUGCGAUAGGAAUAGUAUAAUUCUUGUAAAAUUGUAAUUCACUAAUUAUGCAAUUGUUCGAUGCCAAAAAUUAAAA
Acromyrmex echinatior (Panamanian leafcutter ant) is the source of this 3704-nucleotide messenger RNA. It is a transcript of the gene Tg, whose product is annotated as transglutaminase. Gene Ontology annotation, biological process: peptide cross-linking. Gene Ontology annotation, molecular function: protein-glutamine gamma-glutamyltransferase activity. Lineage: Eukaryota; Metazoa; Arthropoda; Insecta; Hymenoptera; Formicidae. The record is from RefSeq and is a predicted model, not a curated record.